This is a messenger RNA of Monodelphis domestica (gray short-tailed opossum), 8282 nucleotides long. RefSeq names its product phosphatidylinositol specific phospholipase C X domain containing 3 (gene PLCXD3). Gene Ontology annotation, biological process: lipid metabolic process. The record is from RefSeq and is a predicted model, not a curated record. Lineage: Eukaryota; Metazoa; Chordata; Mammalia; Didelphimorphia; Didelphidae. Gene Ontology annotation, cellular component: synapse. Gene Ontology annotation, molecular function: phosphoric diester hydrolase activity.
AAAUUAGUCCCACACUUCCACAGCAAAGUGGUCCAGGAAGUCAUGUCAGAAAGGAGUGGAACUGUAGGGUUGUAAAGGAAAGGAGGCAAAAGAACUGGCGCGUACCAAGUUUAAAAAUCUCUAUGUAUCAAAGCCAAGACUAACUGAGAAACUGUGUGGAAAUGAAGAAACGCUAGGAAGACUUAAGAGGAGGAGGGAAGAAGGGUGUAUUAGCAGAGAGAGCAGUGCAGAGCAGAGCAGGGACAUAAAGAACAAAAGCCCUAGCCCAGUCUGGCGGCGGCAAGGAGGGAGCAUGGGGUGUUUUGAAUAAUUAUUAAAAUUAGCAUGUGUCUGCGCCAUCCUGUGGGUGUGGUGCAGAGCGGAGUGUAAACUCUAGCAGGGCUGGAGCAAACAUUGGAUUAUAGGCAGAGAGCCUGCCAGCCAGAGGAGUAAAGGAGACAGGAGCGGGAGGCACACAGGGAGCGAUGGCUUCGUCUCAAGGGAAGAACGAGCUGAAAUUUGCCGACUGGAUGGCAACUUUGCCAGAAAGCAUCCACAGCAUCCCCCUCACCAAUUUAGCGAUCCCAGGAUCUCAUGAUUCCUUCAGUUUCUACAUUGAUGAAGCCUCUCCAGUAGGACCUGAGCAACCAGAAACUGUCCAGAAUUUUGUCUCUGUUUUUGGAACUGUGGCUAAAAAGCUGAUGAGAAAAUGGUUAGCAACUCAGACCAUGAAUUUUACUGGUCAGCUGGGGGCUGGAAUACGGUACUUUGAUCUCCGGAUUUCCACCAAACCCAGAGACCCUGACAAUGAACUCUACUUUGCUCAUGGUCUGUUCAGUGCCAAAGUAAAUGAAGGUCUAGAAGAGAUUAAUGCAUUCCUCACAGAUCACCACAGGGAGGUGGUGUUCUUGGACUUCAACCACUUCUAUGGAAUGCAGAAAUACCAUCAUGAAAAACUCGUCCAAAUGCUGAAAGACAUCUUUGGAAAUAAAAUGUGCCCAGCGAUCUUUGCCCAUGAAGUGAGUCUGAAGUACCUGUGGGAAAAAGAUUACCAAGUCUUGGUCUUUUAUCACAGCCCAGUUGCUCUGGAGGUGCCAUUUCUUUGGCCUGGGCAGAUGAUGCCAGCUCCUUGGGCCAACACAACAGACCCUGAAAAACUGAUCCAGUUUCUCCAGGCGUCUAUUACUGAGAGAAGGAAGAAGGGCUCUUUUUUUAUAUCUCAGGUGGUCCUGACCCCCAAAGCUAGUACUGUGGUCAAGGGGGUGGCCAGUGGUCUCAGAGAAACAAUCACAGAAAGAGCUCUCCCAGCAAUGAUGCAGUGGGUCCGGACUCAGAAACCUGGAGAGAGUGGCAUCAACAUUGUCACUGCCGAUUUUGUAGAACUUGGGGAUUUUAUCAGCACAGUCAUCAAACUCAACUAUGCGCUUGAAGAAGGAGAAGCAGAUACCACUUGAUAAUGCUGUUCAAAAUAGCCAUGAGUGCAAUAGAGAAGACCAAUUGUAUUAGGCAUAUUAUCUUAGAACAUAUUGAUCUUCCUAUGCCACUGAAUCUUGGAAGUGUUUAGGGCUUAUGGUGGGUGGGAAAAGAGGGGAAAAUAAUUUUUUUCAGUGACUCUCAUCACGAUCUGCACCUCUAUAAAUAUUUCAUGUUCCCAUUUGAAAAACCAAGUCCAUUCUUGUAUCUAGUGUUAGAAAUAGACAAGAUCUGUUUAAUGUUUAGCACAACUAAUUGCUGUGGCUUAUAUUUAUGAGUGUCUGUUUAAUUGCAUUUUCUACUUUCAAGACUAAGAUCCAUGCUCCACUCACCAUGCCUUGCCCAUCUAGCAAAGGCAGCAGAGGGUAUGCAACAAUUAUAGACCUGACACGAAUUGCUUCAGGUAGAUUAACUUAUUGGCUUUUGGAGAAAGUAAAAGGUGAAAGGCCUGCCCAAUUUUGUAGUUAGAUGGCUGGUCAAUCACAAUCCCCCAGUUUUAGCUAGAUAGCGUAAUAGAAAAUAUGCAUUAAAAAUAUUUCCAGCAUCAGUAAACCCAGAUACCAUUAUCAUUGAUGUGUAUGCGUGUGUAUGUGUGAGAAAGGAACAGGAUAUGCAGUAUUUCUAUUUAAGGCAGCUAUAAAUAUAGAGUCAGAACUUCUUCUGAUAAAAACCUGAGUGCCAAUUCCACAGCAAAAAAAUAAUAAUAAUAAUAAUAAAGGGAAAGGAAGAUGUUGAUUGAAAUGUAGGGAAACCCUUUAAAAAAUAAUGCCUGUCUUGCCAUUACCUGGAACUUUUGGGUUACCACAAGUGACUAGGAUCAAGAUACCCUUCCUUACCCAAAUUCUUGGAAGACCACACCUUCUAAAUAUUUCUCUGCUAAGUCAAUGAAUAUCUGAUAAAAGCAAGAAUAAAUCGGUAUAAUAAAAACCCAAAUUAAUUGACUAAUCUCAACAAUUUCAAUAAAACAUAAAUGGAAGAAGCUUUCCUGAUGUCCAUAGACGUUUCCCACAAAACAGGGUCCAAGUUUCAAUCACAAAUUAAGCCACAAUCAAUUCUAAGUAAAUCUUUAUUUCCUAAGCAGCACUUGCAGUACAAAAAAUGCCUGGGGACUCGUGAAUUGAGUCUUAGUCUUUCAGAUUGGAAGUCUCAUAAAGAUAGAGGGAUGGCAUAUAGUCCUGAGCAGUUGGUCUCAAACUGUGUUCCUUGGGACACCUGGGUAGGUCCCAUAAGGCAUCCCUGGAGGUCCAUGGAAAUAAAGCAUUUUUCUGGCAGACUGCCAUAUUUAAUUGGAGUCUGACCCAUUACUCUUUUCCUACCCUUUAACAUGAGCAGUCAAAAGAACACUGAAGGGUUCCACAGCUUCAAAAAAGGGAAAUUACUGAUCUAGAGGGUAUAGCACCAACCAGGGAUGGUCCAGCAAUUGCCUAUGCCAGAAGCUUUUAAGAAUGACCUUGUGCAAAUCAUUUGACCUUUUGGGAUGCCUUUUUCUCAAACAAUAACCCAAUCUAACAUGGGAGUGACCUUUUCCCCAUCUUCCCCAGGGCUACUUUGCAGAUAAAAUUAAUAAAACUCUAAAUUCCUCAGAAAAAGGAAUCCUGGUAUUAAUGAAGAGCAGUUGAAUUAUUGUACUCAGUAAGGACCAAGCUUUUGAAGCUUUGAUUUUGAUAAACUUUUUACAAACACAGGUUAUAAAAUCAUAAAAAUAUAUUUACCUACUUCUGAGAACUAAAAACUGACCUAAAAAAGGAUCCCAUGAUUAUACAACUAGAAAACCUGGACACCAGAAAAUUUGUAUUUAUUAUCUUCUUUACUAAUACUGAUUAUCAUUUAUAUCAUGCCAGGGAGGCUAACAAAGUCCUUUCUGGCCAUAUGCAACAUACCAAAAAAUACUAAAGAAAUUGUUCAUAUAUACAAAUACACACACAUUCAGUUGUGUGUUCAUGCGCACACACACACACACACACACACACACACACAAAACCCUUCAUAUAAAAACUUUAAUGUAAAAUACUAAGGAAGUCCAAAUGACUGAAAUUGUUUUAAAAUAUUUUGGGGUUUAAAAUACAUGGUAAUGACUUUUUUUAGAAUAUAGAAUCUAAUUGUACUUGCUAGUGUACUUAGUCAACUAUUAACAGUCUGUAUUUCCAAUUAUUUCAGGAAGGGAAAUCAUUCCGCAAACCCCUGGCUCUUAUUUCCAUUGUCUCUUUGCCCUUGAAAUAUUUUUACAUUGGAAAAAUAUAUGAAUAUAUAAAAUUGGAAUAUAUGCAUAUAUAUGUACCGAUUCAUGAGUUCAAUAACACAUUGGUCUUUUCUUACUUAUAUUCAAUAGUAUUAGGAAAAAAAGAUCGAUGCGUUAUUGAAUUCAUGAAUUUAAAUGUCUUAAAUCCCUUUUUGAGCAGGUUUUCAUUGUAAUUGACCUCUUGUUAUUGAUUUCUCUGGAAGUUUUUCAGCCAAGCACACAUGCAAUGACACAAGGAUUUCAUUUAUAAAUAUAUCAGAAAAAAUGUUUUAAUGUGUUUUGGAAAAAUUAAUCAUCAAUAGUGGUAACUAACUAUGUUGUAUCUUCUUGAACUUCUUAGCUUCAUUGUGAUGUUUGCCUGGCAUUGGCUUCAUCUUGUUUGUCAUUUGGAUGCUGGAAAACCAACAAGCAAGUCAACUACAGAUUAUUGUGCAUUUUCUUCAUGGGGGAGAAACAGUUUUUUUAAAUUAUUCUUAAUGUUAUACACAAAGAAACCUUGUUAGAUGAAAACCAUUUUCAGUUCAAAGUUAUUCAUUUCCAUGGUGACAUAGAGGACUUAUGGAGCAGACAUCAUGGAGACUCAGACUUACCUUAAUUCCUAAGUGCAGAGAAAAUGAUGGUGAAAGGCACAUAGCUUACUGACUAGUAAGGCGUAUGUAGAAUAGGUACAAGUGUCAGCUUUAAUAGUUCAUAGCAAAGGAUAACACUGCCAGGAAUGUUCUCUGGAUUGAAGUCUUCAUUGAUCAGAAAAAAAAAAAUAUAACUCAUGUAAGAGCUCAAUCCAAAGGACAUGGUUUCUCUUAUAGUCUGUCCUAUCUCUGCUAAAAGAUAAAAUAUAAAAAUAUAAAAUACCAAGCAUGUUGACUAUGGGUCUAGAUUGAAAAGAAUCACUGAUAUGUUCCCGUUGCCUUUCUUAGGAAUUCUGUGUAUGAGGACUACAAAAACUGACCACCAAAUGAUCUAAACGGGUACAUCUUGAUAAAGUUUGUGUUUAGUUUUGUUCUCCAAAUACAUCAUUCAUGAAUCCUAUAAAGGAAGAGAUUGAAAUCUGAGGAGAGAGGGAAGGAAUGAAUAAGAAAAAAGGAAGGAAGGAAGGAAGGAAGGAAGGAAGGAAGGAAGGAAGGAAGGAAGGAAGGAAGGAAGGAAGGAAGGAAGGAAGGAAGGAAGGAAGGAAGGAAGGAAGGAAGGAAGGAAGGAAUGGAGGGAAGGAGGCAGGGAGGGAAGGAAGGAAAAAAGGAGGAAACGAGGGAGGAAAGGAGAAAGCUAAUAUCAAAUAAUCAUCAGUUCUCCAGUUUUCCUUACCUCUCUAUACCCAUUAUAAGCUACACCAAAAAAAGCAUAUUUGUUGUUAUUUCACUAGUAAAGAAGGAACAGGAAACUUUAAAUGAUUCUUAGGACAUUUUAGGUGAUAACUUUAAUAUUUUCUCACAGCCAUAUUGGGAAAGAUGACUUCUGAUAUAUCACCUAACGUGAAAGUGUUAUGGGGCAAGAUAUUUUCUGUUUUGUUGGCUUUUGUUUUCCCUCUGAAGUACAUGUUGCACUGUAAUCAUUCAUUCUGAAUUCCUUGAUAUUUUAACUCCAGUGACAUUUUUCUCUCAAGAGGGUUGGCAGAACCAUAUAAUUAUAGUCAAAUAUUUGAAAGGAAAAACCCAUCAAAAACCAAUUGAGAACUGGACUAUCACCAGGAGAAGAGAGGCCCCAGUGUCUAGUGGCAAAAGUUUAGCACUUCUCAGCAAUUACAGUCACUGAUGCAGUAAGAUGAACUGGAAUUAGAAUGCCCCCAAACUUUUACUUUCGCUUUUGGGGUUCCCAGAUAUCUUUUAAAAUGGGCUUAGUUUUCCCUAGUUCUGAUUCCUGUCAAGAAAGUUGGAUGUCUCAGGGAAAAUUCCCCUUCUCGUGAAUUUUCCGUUUUCCUUGUCUAAAGACCAAAGUGGCUCCUAUCUGCUUUCUCAGCCCUUCAGGUAGGUCCCUGAGCUCCCCAUAGGUUCAGGGCUUGUGGAAUUCUGCUGUCAUGAAUUCUAACAAGGAAAGGAUAAACAUUAUCCCUCAGGAUUUCUUCUGCAAGGUCUUCUUUUGUUCUUUUCUCUCUUAAAAAUAAUGUCCAUUGCAUUUUAAUCUUUUAAAACUCCUCAGUGAAGCAAAAGCUAAUGGUGUGGAUGCUGAAUUUGCCAUAUAUGAGUAGUGACUACUUUGUCACAGGCAGUUUGAAACAUUGUUUUGGGUUGUAUGUUUUCCUGAUGACAAAUGCUACAAUAUUCUAUAGAGUGUGUAAAACGUGUUGAUUACAAACCUGUUGAAAAUUGUAUAAUUUUCAUUUUAUCUGUCUUGUGGGUAUUUAUUCCAUAUUUUAUGCGCGCGUGUGUGUGCAUGAAAACGUAUGUGUGUGGGCGUGUGAAUUGUGUGUUCUAUUUUUAAAAAGCAACUAAUCCUAAAGGAAAAGGGCACAGAGUUACCAGCCUUAAUUCACCACCAUUUUUGUCAAAGUCUGCUUUCAAUUUCUAUUAUCAUAGAUUGAACCAUUUCUCUUUACGUAUCAUAUUUCUCACAAUGAAAUUAUUGAAUUAUGGCAAAGCUUCAUUAUGUCAACUUGCAUUGAUUCCAAGGCUUCAAAAUUGCCUGUGAAUGCACGUUGGUUUCAACUGGCAUGACAAUUCAGUUCAUCUGUAAAAUUAUUCUAAAGAUGUGGGGUCUGUUUUUCUUGUAAUCAUGUAUUUGCUAGAGAGGCUGUGCAGUACAAAAGAAAGAGCUUCUGGAGUCAGAGGAUGUGCAUUCAAAUCCAGCCUAGGAAGCUUACUACCUGGGAGGUCUUGGGCAAGUCAAUCCAUCCUCCUGGGUCUCAGUUUCCUCAUCUAUAAAAGGAAGGGUACUGGGAUGUGUCCUCUGAGGUCCUCCCCAAUUCUAAGUUUAAAAAAGGCUCAUCCUUGAUUUGAUGAACCCCGGGAGGCCUUCAGGGUUACAUUUAAAACCAUUUCCCAAUUAUAACCCUGUAAUAUAAUCAUGAUAUGACUCUUUCCCUUUUGAGUUGUUGCAAAUAAAAAUUGCUUUAUGGCCUGUGGUAUGACAUAAGUUAAUAGUUAACAGGAGAAUGAAUAUUUAUUUCCAGGUCCACUAAGAUAGAAACUGUGUUUUUUCUACAUUUCCCUAAAUACCCAAUUCAUUGAUUGCUACGUGUGAAGCAGGUCUGGCUUCUGGACCUCCAUUGUGGCCUUUGAGCCCAUCACAGCUCUCUUCCAGGUACUGAAAGCAAAAGAGUAAUCUUGUUCCACUCACCCAUCUCUCCCCAUCCCUCACCCUGAUGAUGUCCUCUCCACAAGGCCACACUUUUUCCAUGCAAUGUAGUAAGAAUUAAUAGAAUUUAGCAUUCUGCUUUCCAACUAAUCCCAGGAUUGAAGUGGCUUAAACAGAAAUUUAUUUUUUUUUAAUGUCCUAUGGAGGACACUCCCGUGGAAUGAAAUGCAUCCAGGGCUAGCAGUGAGGAGACUGAGCCCCAGAUAUUACCUAGCUGGCCUUGAGAAAACAUCUUUACUUCUCAGGACCUCAAUUUCCUCAUCUGUCAAAUGAGUGAGGUCUCUCUAGCAAUCUAUGAUUUUUUUUUUAUUAUCAGGGUAGACUGCCAUCCAUCAAGCAUAAUUUGAGACUUCUCUAGGGCCCAUCACCUAUAUCUUCCUCACCAUCUGUUUAUUAUAAAUCCUAGAGUCCUUAGUCACUGCUUUAGGAUGAAAUAGUGAAGGAUUUUGUUGGAAUGUUUCCUAAGAGAAGAAAUUCAGUAAACAAUUUUCUGAUUAACACUCUAGCUAGAAUUAGUUUGUCAGAUUAGUUUAUUAGAUUACCUAGCAGUACCCAAAGAGAUCCAGGGAUGUGCUUUUUGCUUACAAGGAGAGGAAGAUGGGAAUAUUCUGGGGAUUGGGGUGCUAUGCAGGUGAUGGGGAACCCAUAGGCAGCUUGGGGAAAGCACUAAGACCUAGAGCCUGGAGGUUUCAUCUAAAUAGCUGGGAUGCCCAGAGCAAACUAAGAGCUUUUCACUUUGCCCAGGACCAUCACUGAUUGCUGAUCAAAGUCGUUAUAGGUCAGUAAUUUUAAUGGUCCACGCCAAUGAGGAAUAAAGCCAUGACAUAGCCUGCUUCAGAAAAGUAGUUUUUACAACCCUGCCAUUUUAUUCAGAGAAUCUUUGUGAUUAUUUGGAAGAAGGGGAGGUUUCAAAUGUUUCUGAUUUCUAUAUUCUCUUAUGGAAAAUUUCUGUAAGUAGAAAGAAAACCAAAACUCCUUAAAAUUCUCUUUCCAACCAUACUCUUUUCACAUGGACUUCUUGUUAAUUUUUUAGUUUAAUUUGCUGCAUUACUCAAGAAAGAGUAUGUCUUGCUGGUGGCAUUCUGUUCACUGGGCACUAGAAAAUCAUCAAAGGGAAACAGUUCUGUGCCUUCUCUUUUUAGGAUCUGGCUGUUAGUACUUUAAUAAAUGUUGUGUAGAGAAAAUAAAUGCCUACAGUUCUAUAUAGCAAAUGUGAAUUUUUAUGACAAGAAUGUGUAUUUAACGUAAAAAAAAGUUUCUUUGUAUUCAGUAAAAUGUCUAAUAAAGCCCUGGUACCAGUCUA